GUUGUUUUUUUGGUGACGUUUUGCCAAUAGCAGCUAACGGCUAAAGUAGCUAUUCCAUACUACCAGAAGCACAGACCACAUUCAACGCCAGCAAAAAACACACCCUGUCGGCUGCGAGGGUUUGGGACAUGAAAGGAGAGACAGACGCCGGGACGUAGACAGUGAGACGUUUUGGUUCCGCCCCUGAAAAGCCACUUCAGACACUCCCAUCCAACGGAAGAAAAGACCGACUCUUCCUUUGCUGUUCUGCCGCACAUCAUUCACAAAUUUCUUGCGCAGGAGGCGAAGCAGCGGCGACUUUUUCUACAGAAGAACGUUGUAAAUCCAUCAUGGUUCUGAUCGAGGACGGCGAGUGCAGCGUCUGCUUCAUGUCCUACUCCAGGAUGGACAGGAUCCCUCGAGUGCUCCACUGCAGACACACCUUCUGUGAACCCUGUCUGGAGACCAUGUCACAAGACAGGAGCGGGAUGCUCACUGUAGGCUGUCCCCUGUGCCGCCGCGUCACCUGCAUAGGCAACGGCCUGAGCCUGCAUGAGGCUCUUUGGGUGGACAGUAGGCUGUGGAACGAGAUACCCGACGGCGUGGACGAGGAGGAGGAGAAGGAGCAGGAAGAGCAGGAAGAGCAGAAAGCAAAAGUGGAGAGGAUAGAGGCUAAACAAGAACCCCCGCUCCAAGCAGAAUGUGUUUCCUUGACAUCCAGAACUAAGCUGAAAUUACCAGCAUUCAUCAGGAAGUUGUGUCUGACGAAGCAGCAGAGAGAGCGGAUCAUACCUGGCAGCAACGUGGAAAUGAAAUCCUGGCGCAGGCUCUCAGCUGAGGAGACGCUGUAAACAAACCAGAUGGAGCUGGUGACACACGGUGGUUCCCAGGGUCUCACAUCUUAACUCAGAGAUCUGACUGGGCUCCGGCAGUGGAAGGAAAGUUCGGACUAUCAGAGGGAUGAAGAGCUCAUCUGUAUCCCCGUCAGGACUUUUUUUUUUUUUUUUUUUUUGUACCCGGCCAAAGUUGCCCUGUGCCCUCAUUAUUUAUUCUGGGCUUAAUUCUUCCAGCUGGUGCUGUGGGAUUUGCUUCAACUGUCCCAUGGGGGCUCACACCCAGAGACCCUCGUGACAGAUGGCUUCCAAAGAACAUUUUCCCUUUUUACAGACACCACGGCUAACGCUAAUAACUUAUUGUUGUUGUUUUUUUCAUAUGUUGGCGUGUAGAUAAUAAAUUGAUUAAAAGUAUUUUGUAGGAAA
This is a messenger RNA of Cynoglossus semilaevis (tongue sole), 1238 nucleotides long. RefSeq names its product E3 ubiquitin-protein ligase KEG. The record is from RefSeq and is a predicted model, not a curated record. The coding region runs from base 330 to 830 and encodes 166 amino acids. Gene Ontology annotation, biological process: protein ubiquitination. NCBI's taxonomy places the organism in Eukaryota, Metazoa, Chordata, Actinopteri, Pleuronectiformes, Cynoglossidae. The transcript is spliced from 5 exons. Gene Ontology annotation, molecular function: ubiquitin protein ligase activity.